Messenger RNA from Orbilia oligospora ATCC 24927, 885 nucleotides. RefSeq lists its product as uncharacterized. The transcript has 2 exons. The record is from RefSeq and is a predicted model, not a curated record. Lineage: Eukaryota; Fungi; Ascomycota; Orbiliomycetes; Orbiliales; Orbiliaceae. The coding region runs from base 1 to 885 and encodes 294 amino acids.
AUGUGCUCACGGCUUCUUUUACUGCCCAAGGAACUGCGCGAGGAAAUAUUCAGUCAUGCCCUCCAACCCACCGUUCUCUUCAAUUUUCGGGAUACCGAGCUCUGUGACAGCGACGAUGAAGAUGAUGACGAUUCGGAUGAUAACGAUUCAGAUGCAGAACCUGACAUAUUACUCUCCUAUGAAAUCGGGCCAAUCCCACCAUAUCUCCUCUUGAUUCAUCCCAUAAUCACAGACGAUGUCAGAGCUGUCGAUGUUUUACUUCGUCCUCGAAUCUCCAAAAUCAUCGAUGACGCAAUACAAAUCCCCGAUGAAGACGACAAUAGAUUCUGGAAUAAAUGCUUCAUCCCAGAGCCUUCUUCGGAAUUCCUAGAAAUCGCUAGGAACGGAAGGUUCAUAUUCGAUCUCCCGGCGAGAUUUGCAACCGAUGCAUUGGAUUUAAUAGCCAUAUCAUCGGUUGCGCGAAAUAUCACCUACAUCGCUUUCCACGGAUUCAACAUGUUGGUUCUGAGUAAACUCUUUACAUAUUGUCCUGCAGUUGAGACGUUAGCUUUCUUUUCUUUACCAACAAUCAUCAAUCGAUGGAUAUCGACCCAGGAAUUUUUUAUAAAGUAUGCAAAUUACGGAGCUAGAGUGGGGAACCCGUCGGUAUACUCGAGGCUGGAGUAUUUAUUUGAGUCCGGUGGUCCCGGUGAAGAACAAGCUGCGGCAAUGCUACCGGGCCAUGAAGUCACCAUGAGGCCAACGUGCAAGCGAAGAAGAAUGGAUGCCGACGAGUUAGAUGGACGAGGCCGUGCUUUUAUUUUCCUCGAAAAUGAAUCUGAAACGAGAAGGGCUGUUGAGAGUACUGUCAUCGCGUAUGAGUUCACAGAACCGUCCCUAGUUUAG